UAGUCACAUUUGCUUUAAACCUAACGUUGUAUUCAUUUCCUCUUCCUUUGCAAUCAUGUCAAGCACUAAGACAUCCACAAGAAGUGCGGCUCCGGCGGCGGCGGUGACCAACAAUACAACCGCCAAAGUGCCAACAGUUCCCGAAACUAUUCUUAAGAAACGCAAACAAAGAGCCACACAAAAGGCAAAGGCUCUGAAAAAUGCGAUCAAAGAUAGAAAAGUACGACAAGUGAAGAAACAAACCAUCUUCAAGAAGGCUGAAUCCUAUGUCAAGGAAUACCGAUUAAAGGCUCGGGAUGUGAUUCGUUUGAAACGUCAGGCCAAACAACACGGCAAUUACUACGUUCCCGACGAACCUAAAUUGGCAUUUGUUAUGAGGAUUAGAGGUGUCAACGGUGUGAGUCCUAAACCCCGAAAAGUGCUUCAACUUCUGCGACUCCGACAGAUAAACAACGGAGUGUUCGUUAAGUUGAAUAAAGCGACGAUAAAUAUGUUGAGAAUCGCUGAACCAUACAUUGCGUGGGGAUAUCCGUCACUCAAAAACAUCAGGGAUUUGGUCUAUAAGAGAGGAUUCGGUAAAGUGAAUGGUCAGCGCAUUCCACUGACCGACAACUCGAUUAUUGAAAAUCGUUUGGGUAAACGCGGUAUCAUUUGUAUGGAGGACUUGAUCCAUGAGAUCUAUACGGUUGGACCCAAUUUCAAGUACGCCAACAAUUUCAUGUGGUAUUUCAAACUGAAUAACCCUCGCGGGGGUUGGCGUAAGAAAGUGGUUCAUUACGUUGAAGGCGGAGAUUUCGGUAAUAGAGAGGAUAAGAUCAAUGAAUUACUGAAAAAUAUGAUUUAAGAAGAAAAUAAAAAUAUUGAUUGUCUUUGUAUUUAAUUUUUCGAAAUAAAGAGUUUUUUGAUUAAUU
This is a messenger RNA of Oppia nitens, 911 nucleotides long. RefSeq names its product 60S ribosomal protein L7-like (gene RpL7). Gene Ontology annotation, molecular function: structural constituent of ribosome; RNA binding. Bases 56 to 844 code for a protein of 262 amino acids. Lineage: Eukaryota; Metazoa; Arthropoda; Arachnida; Sarcoptiformes; Oppiidae. The transcript is spliced from 2 exons. The record is from RefSeq and is a predicted model, not a curated record. Gene Ontology annotation, cellular component: cytosolic large ribosomal subunit. Gene Ontology annotation, biological process: maturation of LSU-rRNA from tricistronic rRNA transcript (SSU-rRNA, 5.8S rRNA, LSU-rRNA).